UACUCUUUAUGGACAACACCAAACCAAUGAUCUUAAAAGUUUAUUAAAAUCAAAAGCUGUCUGCCUAAAUGAUGAAUACCAAUAAAUUUACAUAAUUCCUUUCACCAAAACCCCAUGUGGUUUAAAAAUUAUUUUGUUUUCCAUCUAAAUAAGGAGGCGUUUCAUUAAAUCAAGAAACUCCACUAAUACUAUGUUACUAUGUGCAGAUUUGAUUUUUUAAAGUUGAUCAAGUCAUACGCAGCUGAUCAAGAGUCUUCGGUUGCUGUGGUUUGAAAUGGUUACAGUGAACAAAGUACGCUUGUUGCAAGAUGUUCCUGUCUUCUUUUCCUAACAAAAGACCAAAGGAUGCUUCAAAAAGCUGAUUUGGUUAUUAUUGGAAUCUGUGUUGGCUUGGCAGCAGGCAUACUUAUAGCUUCUCUCGUAUUUUUUGGCAUUCGUUGGUACAAGAAACGUGCUCGUCUUCAGCAACGUGAAAAUGAACGUUCUCCUUCUACUCUUCCAAUACGUAGACAUGGCUUAAAUACGAGUGUUGAUUUUAGUGCAUCUCUUUCAAGUUCUAUGACUAACGGACCUACCGAGCCCAUCCAGAAACCCCAACAUUCUUGGUGGAAUAAUAAUUCCAAAGACCGAUUUGCUUCUGUAUCUGGCAUUCUAAGAUACUCGUACAAAGACAUUCAGAAGGGGACACAGAACUUCACUACUAUUCUGGGACAGGGUUCUUUUGGCCCUGUGUAUAAAGCUACAAUGCCUGCUGGUGAAGUGGUUGCUGUGAAGGUUCUUGCAUCAGAUUCAAAACAAGGGGAAAAAGAGUUUCAAACUGAGGUUUCUUUGCUGGCUAGGUUGCAUCACAAAAAUUUAGUGAAUUUAGUCGGAUAUUGUGUUGAUAAAGGGCAACACAUGUUAGUAUACGAGUUCAUGAGCAAUGGAAGCUUGGAGAACCUUAUAUAUAAUGAUGUGGAACAAGCAUUGAGUUGGGAAGAUCGGAUUCAAAUAGCACUAGACAUUUCACAUGGCAUUGACUAUCUUCAUGAUGGGGCAGUGCCUCCUGUCAUACAUCGAGAUCUUAAGUCAGCUAACAUAUUGUUGGAUCGUUACAUGAGAGCAAAGGUUGCUGAUUUUGGGCUAUCGAAGGAAGAGCAUUUUGAUGGCCGCAACUCGGGCCUUAAAGGUACAUAUGGAUACAUAGAUCCCAUGUAUAUAUCCACAAACAACUUCACAACAAAAAGCGACGUGUACAGCUUUGGUAUUCUACUCUUUGAGCUCAUCACAGCCAUCCACCCCCACAAGAACUUAAUGGAGUAUGUCAACCUUGCCUCCAUGAGCCUGGAUGGUGUGGACGAUAUAAUCGAUGCAAAGAUGGCAGAGACAUGCAACAUCGAAGAAGUGAGGAGUUUAGCUAAAAUUGCUCACAGGUGCUUGCACAAAACACCCAGAAAGCGGCCUUCGAUGGGGGAGGUUUCCCAGGCCAUUGUGAAGAUAAAGCAGCAGAGGAGGCGCCUUGUUAAAGAGGACACCAUGUCUUUGGCAGGAGAGGAUUUAUCGAGGGCUGUGAGUCGAAUCGAAUGCCAACAGCUGGAGCUGAGACGAAUGGGCAGCAUUGAGGAGAGGCCCAAUGAAUGAUUUUGAUUCUUUUUGGAGAAAGAGUUACAGUCUGUAGUGUCUAUAUAGAUUUAGGGGCUGUUAACUGUAAUGUGAGUCAGAACUCACUACUUAAGUUUUUCAAUUAUAUAUACAUCUCUUUUUUUCUCUAAA
Molecule: messenger RNA, 1752 nt
Organism: Salvia splendens (bonfire salvia)
Lineage: Eukaryota; Viridiplantae; Streptophyta; Magnoliopsida; Lamiales; Lamiaceae
Product: calcium/calmodulin-regulated receptor-like kinase 2
Exons: 8
Coding region: 346-1620 (424 amino acids)
Biological process (GO): protein phosphorylation
Molecular function (GO): ATP binding; protein kinase activity
Source: RefSeq, a predicted model, not a curated record